GCCUUAGUAGUUGUUGUACAAACAUGCCAGCUAAAGGUCCUUUACAGUCGGUUCAAGUUUUUGGCCGCAAAAAAACUGCUACUGCUGUGGCACACUGUAAGAGGGGGAAUGGUUUGAUUAAAGUAAAUGGAAGACCCCUAGAAAUGAUUGAGCCAAGGACUCUACAGUACAAGUUGCUUGAACCAGUGCUGCUUCUGGGGAAGGAACGAUUUGCUGGAGUUGACAUCCGAGUCCGUGUCAAAGGGGGUGGACAUGUAGCACAAGUUUAUGCUAUUCGUCAGGCUAUCUCAAAAGUGGUGGCUUACUAUCAAAAAUAUGUUGAUGAGGCAUCCAAGAAAGAAAUCAAAGAUAUUCUUAUCCAGUAUGACCGAACUCUCCUGGUUGCCGAUCCUCGCCGUUGUGAGGCAAAGAAAUUCGGUGGACCUGGUGCCCGUGCUCGCUACCAGAAGUCUUACCGUUAAAAUGUUACCUUGUAAACAAUAAAUUUUGUAAAUACA
Messenger RNA from Protopterus annectens (West African lungfish), 497 nucleotides. It is a transcript of the gene RPS16, whose product is annotated as ribosomal protein S16. Gene Ontology annotation, biological process: maturation of SSU-rRNA from tricistronic rRNA transcript (SSU-rRNA, 5.8S rRNA, LSU-rRNA); translation. The record is from RefSeq and is a predicted model, not a curated record. Gene Ontology annotation, molecular function: RNA binding; structural constituent of ribosome. NCBI's taxonomy places the organism in Eukaryota, Metazoa, Chordata, Ceratodontiformes, Protopteridae. Gene Ontology annotation, cellular component: cytosolic small ribosomal subunit; ribosome.